This is a messenger RNA of Symbiodinium pilosum, 1116 nucleotides long. The record is from the annotation of a GenBank genome assembly. Lineage: Eukaryota; Dinophyceae; Suessiales; Symbiodiniaceae.
AUGUCGAUGAUCCAAAUUCCUGUGACGUUGGUCACUCUUGCUGGGGAGAAGCCUUAUACCCUGACUUGGCAGACAUCUGUUCCUGCCGAUGAAUACGUGUCUUCUGCGCUUGGAAGCUCUCCAGAAGUGGGGGGAGUACGCUUUAAUGUUGCAAAGCCGAUGUUGGUGGAUGGCAGAGCGACUGCGAAAAAUGUGCGGCUCGUGGAGUACAACAGAGAAGGAGUUCAAACGAAGGUAUGCACUUGGGGUUGCACAGAGCGAGGAUAUGCCUGUGCCCCGUUUGAAUAUCUGAAGCUGGAGAGCGUACCUGGCAUGCUGCACUACUUGGCAUCGCAGGUGCUCACACAGCAGGUCACAACGUUUUCUGUUGUAUGCAUGAUGGAGCCUUUUCGUACCGGCUCCUUAUCCUGCGAGGAGCUCCUGGCAGUGGAGGAGGCUCCCUUCCGUAGUUCCGGCCUGAGGGAUGUGGGCGCCUUUGUGAAUCAGCACGGGGGAACGUGGGGCUGCAUGUGCUCUGCGGUAGCCUCCAUUGCUGGCAACCUCGAGAAUGGAUUCCCAGGGGGCAAGUGGGCUUGGCCCAAGUUCCGAGACACAUGGAACUACAAUCACAAGGUGUUUUCCAUGGGAGACAUUGCUCGUGAGAAGGGCUACUCGUAUAUAUUGUCAAUGGACGAUGACGUUCUCCUGCCAGCAUCAACGAUGGCGAAUGGUGUGCCUUCAGUCGAACUCUGGGCUGACGAGUUUCUCACGUCUUCAGAGAAGCAUCGACUCUUCGAAUGUUUCAGGGGAAGUCAGGUCCGCAGCCCGUGCAACAGAAGGAACGAGGCUGUCGAGGCCAUUCUACCGAAAGUCUGGGAUGGCCCUGCCUAUUACCGGCUCAUGGCGGCAUAUGCCAAGGGCAAGCAAUAUGGCCCGAUAAAUGGCCGUUUAGCUGGACACCCUGUGCGCUACAAUAACACGUGUGGCGCGCUAGCCCUUGGGCUUGCUUUAGACCAUGCUUCGAGGGAGUGGCUGCGGUGGCGUGAUGAUCACUCAUUGAUUCACGGUGAAGAUGCUUGGGCCGAAAGACGCUACUCUUUUCUCAAUGGAACAUGUUACUGUAAAACUGUGCAGUAG